AUGUCUGAACGCAAAGUGCAGGAUACACUGCCAUCGAGCGAGCGGGAGGAUGAGGCACCUGAACAGCCGCAGACAGAAGAGCGAUGGAAGUCAGGCGUGGCAAAAGUGCCGCUCAACCUCUCAGAAAUUGUAUGCAAAGAUUCCUUCCACGUCGUUAACCCUUACUAA
This is a messenger RNA of Sphaerulina musiva SO2202, 168 nucleotides long. RefSeq lists its product as uncharacterized. The record is from RefSeq and is a predicted model, not a curated record. The transcript is spliced from 2 exons. Bases 1 to 168 code for a protein of 55 amino acids. Lineage: Eukaryota; Fungi; Ascomycota; Dothideomycetes; Mycosphaerellales; Mycosphaerellaceae.